AUGUGGUCUUGUUUUCACAAGUGCCCUUGCAUUCGCUUCCGUGGCGAUUCACAUACGCCACUUGACCAAUUCUACGAGGACGAAGAUAACUUGGAAUUCGAGCACCUGUUAGCCAAUCAGGAUAGCACCUCUCUCUCUGCUCUCUUGACGCGCAACCCGUUUCCCCGGGUCACAAACACCCCAAGUUAUUUCAGUCCGCGUAUGAUACUGCCUAACGAGGAAGCUACAGCUUCUGCCAACCGUUUGUUAUUGGAAGACGACGAAAAUUUACAGGACGCACAAUUUUUGCCUGAUGAACAGAUUAGCAAAUUUACGGAGCUGAUAAGUGAACAGGGCAAAUACGAUGAGUAUAAUGAGGUCACCGAUGAUCAACUGGUGGCGGAAGAAGAGGAGGCUCGACGUCAAGAGGAAGAGGAUAUCCAGCGAAAGCGCCAGGCUGCCACACAGGUUGCUCUUGCGAAAGGCCUGAUUUCAUCAUCAGAUCAACCGAUCACCAAUAAGAAUGCAUUUUUUUCCAUUGGUGAUGAAGAAAGUGACUUUCCCAAUGAUGGAUCAACAUCCAUAGAGUUCUCAAGCAAAAAAAUCAUAGCGACCAGUGACUCUGAGUCACAAAUUUCAUCCCUCAAUAAGCCCAGAAACCCACACGAACGAGUUCUUGCCAAAGAUGUGAAUCUCGAUGAUUAUGACGACGUAAACGAUUUCGAAAACAUCAUACUACGGUCCGAUGAUUAUGAAGAAUAUUAUAGUCCAACUAUAGGUGACGCAGGUGACGAGGAAACCAUUAACCCAUUUGCAAAUAUUUUACCUGACUUUUCGGAGAAAUUGGGUAGAUUCUUUGGUAGUUUGGCCAAUUCCACGAAAGAAAAAAAUAAAUCAAGAGAGGAUGAUGAUGAUAAUAUUAACCUUAAUGAUGAUAAUUUGGGUGUGAGCAAAGAUAAAAACCACCACAUUAAGAACUUGUUCCCAUUUGUGACUGAACCGGAAGAGUGUCGAGUAGGGUCAUCUUCAUCUGAUGUAAAUAGAAAUAUUAAUGGUACGAAUAUUCGUAUAGGAUCACUGAAAUUAGCCAAUAGGUUGACAGGCUCACCUUUUGAAAGAUCCCCUACCAACGAUUCCAGAAGCUAG
This is a messenger RNA of Acaulospora colombiana, 1125 nucleotides long. The record is from the annotation of a GenBank genome assembly. NCBI's taxonomy places the organism in Eukaryota, Fungi, Glomeromycota, Glomeromycetes, Diversisporales, Acaulosporaceae.